Messenger RNA from Salvelinus fontinalis (brook trout), 6752 nucleotides. RefSeq names its product nuclear factor of activated T-cells 5-like. Gene Ontology annotation, biological process: calcineurin-NFAT signaling cascade; cytokine production; regulation of transcription by RNA polymerase II. The transcript has 11 exons. Lineage: Eukaryota; Metazoa; Chordata; Actinopteri; Salmoniformes; Salmonidae. The record is from RefSeq and is a predicted model, not a curated record. Gene Ontology annotation, molecular function: RNA polymerase II cis-regulatory region sequence-specific DNA binding; transcription factor binding; DNA-binding transcription factor activity, RNA polymerase II-specific. Bases 2131 to 6372 code for a protein of 1413 amino acids. Gene Ontology annotation, cellular component: transcription regulator complex.
AGGAUGUUGCAGGCAGCAGAACGUUCUCCACGGCGUCUCCAGACUGUCAAGUCUGUCACGUGCUCAGUGUGAACCUGCUUUCAUCUGUGAAGAGCACAGGGCGCCAGUGGCGAAUUUGCCAAUCUUGGUGUUCUCUGGCAAAUGCCAAACGUCCUGCACGGUGUUGGGCUGUAAGCACAACCCCCACCUGUGGACAUCGGGCCCUCAUACCACCCUCAUGGAGUCUGUUUCUGACCGUUUGAGCAGACACAUGCACAUUUGUGGCCUGCUGGAGGUCAUUUUGCAGGGCUCUGGCAGUGCUCCUCCUGCUCCUCCUUGCACAAAGGCGGAGGUAGUGGUCCUGCUGCUGGGUUGUUGCCCUCCUACGGCCUCCUCCACGUCUCCUGAUGUACUGGCCUGUCUCCUGGUAGCGCCUCCAUGCUCUGGACACUACGCUGACAGACACAGCAAACCUUCUUGCCACAGCUCGCAUUGAUGUGCCAUCCUGGAUGAGCUGCACUACCUGAGCCACUUGUGUGGGUUGUAGACUCCGUCUCAUGCUACCACUAGAGUAAGAGCACCGCCAGCAUUCACAAUUGACCAAAACAUCAGCCAGGAAGCAUAGGAAAUGAGAAGUGGUCUGUGGUCACCACCUGCAGAACCACUCCUUUAUUGGGGGUGUCUUGCUAAUUAUCUAUAAUUUCCACCUGUUGUCUAUUCCAUUUGCACAACAGCAUGUGAAAUUUAUUGUCAAUCAGUGUUGCUUCCUAAGUGGACAGUUUGAUUUCACAGAAGCGUGAUUGACUUGGAGUUACAUUGUGUUGUUUAAGUGUUCCCUUUAUUUUUUUGAGCAGUGUAUAUAUAUAAUUUUAUUUGCAUUAGCCUAUAGCUAAAGUCAUAUUAGGCUAGUAUUGCUUGCAAUCUGUCUCGUGUGUCUAAUCAAAAUUGGAUUAAAAAUGGUUUUGUGUUCUUUCCAUUGUCCUACGUUUUCAUCUCUCUUAGAUGGAGCGAUGUAAAUUAGCCCCUCCACUAGAGACAACCUUCACUGUCAGUUUCUAUUGUUAGUUUUCAUUUCAUUCUUAGAUGAUGAGAAGAGGUGAAAAGAGCUAGGCUAUAAUUAGCAAAGCAAUUAUUGUGUCAUUUUAGCACUUCUGAAUUAGCACGCCUGUCUGAAUCUGAACUGUCUGCAAUGGACUUUCUGUGAAGAUGAGAUUGCACACACCAUGUAGACCAGCAUAAAGAAAAUAUCUCAAGAGAUGUAAUUUAUAUUAGAUCAGAAAAACAAUAUGUAGUGUUCCAUCAGCAUGUGAUUUGAAGGAAGUUGCCAACUAGCGUUAGCGCAAUGACGAAGUCCAUGGGUAUUAGCAAGCAUGCUAGCAGACACCUUAGACUUCCAGUCAUUGUUCUAACAGUAGUUAGCUAGCGUUGGCUUGCAAAACUACCUCUAACUUCCUUCAUACUGGACAUAGAGGCAUAAAAAUGGUAUCCACGAGUUCAUCUGAGGAAAUAGAUAAAGUAUUCAUACCAUUUAGCAGAGGAAGCUGACUGACUGAACAUAGUAGUCAUGUGGCGGCUGUCAUUGUGCACAGUAACACAGGUUUAGGUUGAAGUUGACCCUACAACCACUGGUAGAGGCUCAGAUAAUUAUCAACCCUUUAAAUGGUUACUGUUAGGAUUGGGGUGUAGGGUAGACUGGUCCCAGAUCUAUGUGUUUUAGCCAGCUCCUCUGACUCUUAUCAUGCCAUACAUGUACCAGGCUAGGGUAAUCUUAUUAUAGAUCUGUGGUUAGGGGCAGCUUCUACCAUGUGCUCAUUUUCAGAGUUGGAGAGCUGGCUUCAAGCUAGCCCAAGCAAGCACUACAUGCAUCAUCGUUUUAUCCAAAGACACUUCAAAUAAAAAGGAUCAGCUAUCCUCACACAGUAUUUAAUUGACCCAAUUUGCUGAUUGCCAGGAAAUUGAGUCAUGACUGAUCAGCUCUCUUGUUGCUCAUUGGCUGUCUCAUUUGUAUUGCAGGAAGUUCCCUCCCUCUGAGGCAGGGGGCAUCUGCAUAUAAAAUGGCCUGCAGGUCACUGCUCCAUAGCCAUCUCAUCCAGCCCUUCUCCAUCCUCUUUGGCCACGGGAGGCCCCAGCUCGGACCCCUCUACCUCAGCCAUGGACCAGUCCCAGCCUCCUCUUCUCCACCACCAUCCCAGUGGGGGUGCCAGAGAGGGGUCAGGAGCCCCAGAAGGAUCAGAGAGGGAAGGGGUGGAGGGAGCUCUGCCUGCCUCUGAAGGUGGAGGUGGCAAUGGGACCAGCUCUGGAACAGGAGGAGGAGACCCAGGAGAGGCAGGGGGGGUGGGAUCCCAGCAGCAGCCCCAGAACACCCCCUCUAAGCGGAGGCCAGUGUUGAGCAUCUCCCCCCCUCCGGAGGACCUGUUUGAUGACAGCAGUAUGUCCUGCCAGGAGGAUCCAGCCCCGGCCGGGCCAGCAGGUCCAGACUCAGAACAUAGCAGCAGCAUCUGGGCUGACGACUCGGCCUCCAACUUCAGCCUGAUCAGCUCCAGCUCCUACAACGACAACACAGAGGUGCCCCGCAAGUCCCGUAAACGCACCCCCCGCCAGCGGCCCGGGGCCAAGCCUGCACCCCCAGAGGACAGCAUGGACGUGUUUGAUGCAGACAGCGCCACGGCCCCACACUUUGUACUGUCUCAGCUGGGCCCAGACAAGGCCAGCCCCAAGCCCAGUUCUCUGGAGGCUGGGUGUCUGCUGAAGGGAGGCCUGCUGUCAGGUCAGUGUCCCCAGAAGAGUGAGGGCAAGGAGCUGAAGAUCCUGGUGCAGCCAGAGACCCAGCACCGGGCACGCUACCUGACCGAGGGCAGCCGCGGCUCUGUCAAAGACCGCACCCAACAGGGCUUCCCCACGGUCAAGUUAGAGGGUGUCAGUGAGCCGGUGGUGCUGCAGGUGUUUGUGGCCAGUGACACAGGCAGAGUGAAGCCUCAUGGGUUCUACCAGGCCUGCAGGGUGACAGGACGCAACACCACGGCCUGCAAGGAGGUGGACAUCGAGGGGACCACCGUCAUAGAGGUCCCUCUGGAGCCCAGCAGCGCCAUGUCACUUGCGGUUGAUUGUGUGGGGAUCCUGAAGCUGCGUAACGCAGACGUGGAGGCUCGUAUAGGAGUGGCCGGGUCCAAGAAGAAGAGCACCCGGGCCAGGCUGGCAUUCAGGGUCAACAUCCCCCAGCCUGAUGGGUCUGUCCUAGCCCUACAGACCACCUCGUCACCCAUCCUCUGCACCCAGCCAGCAGGGGUGCCAGAGAUCCUGAAGAAGAGUCUCCACAGCUGUUCAGUGAGAGGAGGAGAGGAGCUCUUCAUCAUAGGGAAGAACUUCCUCAAAGGAACCAAGGUCAUCUUCCAGGAGAACCCAGCAGAUGAUGACUCGUGGCAGGCCGAGGCAGAGAUUGACAUGGAGCUGUUCCAUCAGAACCAUGUGGUGGUGAAGGUUCCGCCGUACCACAGUCUGUCUGUCUCCUCUCCUGUCUCUGUGGGCGUCUACAUCACGACCAAUGCCGGGAGGUCACAUGACAACCAGCCCUUCAUGUAUACCCCAGACUCAGCAGAUAAGUCCCUGAACAUGUCUGUGAAGAUAGAGGGUUCUUCUCUGGUCAAGGCCUGCACCUUCAAUGACCAGAUCAAUUAUCUGGCCUCUGACCCUGCCCAGUCUGCUGGCGAACUGGUUAAACGACACGAGGUCACCCCUAUGGAGGUCUCCAGCAAUACCUCAUCCACAGCACUCUUCAAGCCACCUUCUGACGCCCUUAUCUUAGUCCAGCAGACCCUUGAGCUGAGCUCCAGCACCCCGCCUAGGAAUGAGUCGUUCCCCGGCCCCAUGCCCCUCCAGCCUGGGGACGUGGACCUCCCCCAUGCCUCUGUCUUUCCCUCCCUGGAGCCCUUCAGCACCAUCCAGAAGCAGGACAUCGCCCCCAUCACCCCCUUCCCCGUCUCCAGCGACACUACCACUCUCCCCCCUGUCCCCCCAGAGGUACCCCAGCAGUUCCUCCGGGACCCCCAGGAGAGUGUGCCUCAAGAGGCCUCCAACUCCUGCGGAAGAGUGAUGGUAGUAGGAAUGUCCCAGAUGGCGCCCCCCUCCCAGGCCCCCCAAGUUCCCCAGUUUCCCCAGGACGGGGUGGCCCAGCUGGAGAGGGCAGUAAGGGAGCUCCAGGCGGGGGGCAGCAGCCUGGUACAGCAGGUCCUAGAGGCAGCAGUGGCUCAGCAGCAACUCAACUCAGUGUUGUACAGCCCCACGUCCUCCACUGACUCCCUGCAGCAAAACGUACAGGACACCAUGAACAGCCUGAGACUAGGGUGCACUGAGGGCUCUCUGGCCACACAACAGCAGCAGCUACAACAGCAGUUGCAACAACAGCAGAUCCUUGGCAACAUGCAACAGAUACAGCAGCAACAACAGAUACAGCAGCAACAACAGAUACAGCAGCAACAACAGAUACAGCAGCAACAACAGAUACAGCAGCAACAACAGAUACAGCAGCAACAACAGAUACAGCAGCAACAACAGAUACAGCAGCAACAACAGAUACAGCAGCAACAACAGAUACAGCAGCAACAACAGAUACAGCAGCAACAACAGAUACAGCAGCAUCAAGACCUUGGCAACAUACAGCUACAACCACAAUUAUUAAUACAGCCACAGGAUCAACAACUGCAACAGCAACAACAGAUACUGGGGAACCUACAACAAUUACAACAUCAACAGUUUCAACAACAACAGCAGCAGCAGGUCCUAGGAAACAUACAGCUACAGGAUCAACAACUUCAGCAACAACAACAAGUACUGGGCAACCUACAACAACAAAACCAAGCAGUAGGCAACAUGCAACACUUACAGCAACAACAACAGCAGCAGCAGGUGUUGGAGAACUUUCAGCAGCAGCUCCAGGCUGAGCUCCUCCAGCCCCAGAUCCACUCCUCGUCUCAUCCCCAGCAGCAGCCUGUGUCUCUCCUCCAGCAGGCUGGGGAGCUGCUCACCAUCCAGACCUCCAGCUUCCCCCACCAGCCGCCCUCCCACACCUCCCCCCCCCAGCAGCUCCUCCAGUCCCCCAGGCCUCUGUCGGAAUCCCCCAGCCCGCAGCUCCAGGUCCAGGCCGCCCUGCUCCAGAACACUCUGACUGUGCUGACCAGUGGUAGCCUAGAUCAUGAGCAGCAGGUCACGGGGUCCACGCUGUUCCUCUCUCCCAACACACUCUCUAGCCAGGGUAGUCGGCAGCAGCUGGCAUUCCUGUCCUCCAUGGAGACUUCAGCCAGUGAGCACCAGACUGUGUCAGUGUUCCAGCCUCAAACCCAGCAGCAGCAGAGCACGCCCAUGGACCAACAGCAGUCCCCCCAGCAGACACAACCACAGCAAACCCAGCAGCAGCGUCCCAUGGCUCAGCAAGGCUCCUUGUUCCAAACUAACACUCUGUCCUCCAGCCAGCACCCUCAGCCCCAGCCCACAGACCUGCUCCUCUGCACCGCCUCCCUCAACCCCCAGGCUCUGCCUCCAACCCUCCUCUUCAGUACCCAGGACCCCUCCAUGGGCAGCAGCACCCCUCACCCCCAGAACACCCCUGCUCCCCUCCUGUUCUCCCAGCCCACCAUGGUUGGGAUCAGGGUAGGGGUGGCCCAGUCUGACCCAGCAGAGCCCAUGUCCUUCCAGGACCAGAGCUCCACAGUAGGGGGGACCACUGCCUCCAUCAAUCCCCCUCAGCAGGGCAUGUUCCAGGGCCAGCAGCCUAUGCAGGUGAGCUCCAGCUCAGGCAGUGGCCCUGACAGCCAGCAGGUGGAGCUGUACCUGCCACAGGGUUCUCUGUCUGGUCUGCAGAGCAACAUGGCUACGCAGGAACUAGAACACCAGGCUGCAGCAGCUGCGACCAUCUUUGUGAUGCAGAGCGGACUGGGGGUGGUGGAGCUGCAGAGUACCGCCUCCUCCCCCGGUCAGAGACCCCCAGAGCAGCUGUUCCAGACGGGAGUGAGUAGGAAUGUCGGCCAGCCAGGAGGACAACCCAACCUGUUUGUGUUCGGCCUCCAGAACGAUUCCUCCCAGCUGAUGACGUCCGCUGGUCCAACACUGUCAGCCCAGAGCCAACCCCAGAACGCCAACCCUGUGCAGGCAAACCACAUCCAGUCUUUACUGGACUCAGACAUGGCCCAGACAGCCACACCCAUGCAGACCAACCUACAGACCCCAAUGCAGACAAACACACAUACUGCAAUGCAGACCAAUAUACAGACUGCCAUAGAAACUAGCCUGCCGACCCUUAUGCAGACCAGCUUACAGAACGCCAUACAGACCAACAUGCAGACGUCCAUGAGCACCUCCCAGAAGAUGGAGGACCUGCUGGAGAGUCUACAGAAGCAGUGAUCAUUACUGGGACCACAGACACAUUGCUGGGGGUUCUAGUGACGUCUGCCCACUCUUAGACUGGGACAGGUUGUGUCUUCUGCUUACAGUACAACCCCCCACAGAUGCAGAGAAUGGGAUAGAGGUGUCUGACUAUGCUAUGAGCCCCCUAAGCUAAGAACAUGUCAUGAUGUUUUUAAAGAUUUUUAUCAAAUGUACUCUUGUGCCCUUGGCUCAUAUUUUGAUGUGAUUGUAAAUGCAUUCAUACAGACGGACAGGCGCUGUGAUGAUGAGUUGGUUGAGUGACUGCGCCUUUUGCUCAAUCAGAGGAAAGUAACUCCUGUAUCCAUCAGUCUAACUUAUACAGUGGUUCUUCUUUUUCAUGCUGUACUGCGUUAUUG